Molecule: messenger RNA, 1200 nt
Organism: Cuscuta campestris
Lineage: Eukaryota; Viridiplantae; Streptophyta; Magnoliopsida; Solanales; Convolvulaceae
Source: the annotation of a GenBank genome assembly
AAAAAGUAAGGGGUAAAAGUGACUUUUUAAUAGAAAUGAGAAGUGUUUUGUGGGACGGAUAAAAAAAGAAAGAAGAAAGGUUUUCUGGGACGGAUGGAGUAUUCAAGUUUUUGAAUGUCCAAGAAAGAAUCAAAAUCCCUUGGUCAAGAAUGAAGAGGUAUCAGAAUCUUUGGGACAAAAGGAAGGACAAGAAGAUGUGAAGUGUCUAGGACAAGAUGAAGAUGAACUCCUGGUCAUUGAUAUGCCAUUGAGUAGUUUGGCCCCUUCUCAUACUCAUUUGGCUAACCAAAAGGAGGAUGGUCUGCUUAUCACCAUGAAAGGAAGUUGUGUCAAGGUGAUACCCAAAGCAAUGGUUGUGGUGCUUCCCAUCAAUCUGGUGUCUUUCCCAAGAUCAUAUUCAAUCCACUGCCCAAACAAAAGAAAGCCGUGGGUAUUUGAUCCCGUUGUUUCUCUUAAUGGAUAUGAAGACACAUGCUCAUCCCUUAUGAAGAAAAAGGAGUUGACAAACAUAUACGUGCCAACUAUCAGCCCCAUGUGUCGUCCUAAAGAAGAGAAAGACACUCGUUUAACUCCCAAAAAGUUUUAUGAGAAGAAGACUCAAAGUGGAGUCAUGAGCCGAAAUGCAGGAGCCUUGCCCCGAAGAAUAUCUUCACUAACGGUACCUCGUACCAAGUUUGUUAAGUUUUUGCAUGUUCCAAGUAAGGAAGGAAUACAAGAAACAUCCGAGUUUUAUUACAAGACUCGUGAAAAGCUUGAGAAGAGAAGUGAGUUGAAAAGUCCCACCCACUUUCAACCCGGCGAUCUAGUGUGGGCCCAUAUUCAAAGAGAGCGUUUUUAUGAGAAACGCAAGUCAAGGCGGAAAUUCCGAGACGAUGGUCCAUUCGAAGUGCUAGCCCGAGUCAACGACAAUUCCUACAUGGUUGACCUUACAAGAGGUCAAAGAGUUGCUGCCACAUUCAAAAAAAGGGACCUUAGUCCAUAUGACGGUCUUGAUUAUCCGUUGAGUUCUAGAUAUUUGAUUAAGUGUGUCAUAUCUUAAUUAAAUACUAGAAUUCAACCCCAAGUUAAUCUAGAGGUGAGCUUAUCCUUUAGUAUUAAUUUGGCUCCAAAUUAAGAUAAGAGUGUGUUUAUCUCUUAUUCCUUAUUUGGAAUUUAUCCCAUCCUUUCUAAACCCAUCCUUCAUCCCUGAUUUUCCACUCU